AUGGCAGAGAAAAGCAGGACACCCCACGCAAUCAUUCUGGGAGAUGGAAACAUCAAAGGAGUUUAUGUCACCGAGGAAUACAUUGGGACAAAUACCAUCAAAGCAGUGGAUGACCCAAGAACCUUGAACAAAAUUCUGUACCUGAAACCCCCUGCCAAUGUUUUGACCUUCAACGAGCUCAUCUCCUUGUGGGAGAGCAAGAUUCAGAAGGCACUAGAGAAAACUUAUGUUCCUGAGGAUCAAAUUAUCAAGAGCAUCCAGGGUCAAUAUGAACUCCUUUGAUACUUAAUUACUGUCACAAAUUUAACCUAUGCGAAUCUUUAGUAUCCAUCAACACAUCAAUGAUUUAUAGAUAGAGAGGUGGAUGGUCUUGUUUGUCAAGUCUAGAGUCUUAACAACAGAGAAAGAGUUCAAUUCACGGAUCAACAGCAAUCAUGUUGGAAAAUCAAGUGUGAGCAAUUAGUCCUAUAUUGAUUAGGAGAAGGCUCAACAGAAAGAUAUAUAAGAAAUGUGACUCAUAUACUUAAUAUACGUGAUGUUCGCUUCUCUUGGUAAUCCUUAUCAUUACAGUAAGGAUAUAUCUC
Molecule: messenger RNA, 584 nt
Organism: Glycine soja
Lineage: Eukaryota; Viridiplantae; Streptophyta; Magnoliopsida; Fabales; Fabaceae
Product: isoflavone reductase homolog PCBER-like
Exons: 3
Coding region: 1-282 (93 amino acids)
Source: RefSeq, a predicted model, not a curated record